Messenger RNA from Lachancea nothofagi CBS 11611, 417 nucleotides. Lineage: Eukaryota; Fungi; Ascomycota; Saccharomycetes; Saccharomycetales; Saccharomycetaceae. The record is from the annotation of a GenBank genome assembly.
AUGGAUUUUACCAAGAUAUACACAUUCGUUGGUAUACUAUUCACAGUGUUUUUAUUCCGUAGAUUCUUCGGCUCCUAUUUUAACACAAUGGCGUCUCCAGAAACUGUUCAAAAAGUUAAAGCUUUGAUCAAGGACAACAAGAUCUUUGUUGCCUCCAAGACAUACUGUCCAUACUGCCAAGCUACUAUCAAGUUGUUGUUCGAGGACAAGAAACUGAGCAAGGAACAAGUUCACUUGUUGCAGUUGGACACAAUGAAAGAGGGUGCCGAAAUUCAGGACGCUUUGCAAGAAAUUACUGGGCAAAGAAGCGUGCCAAACAUCUUCAUCAGUGGCAAACACAUCGGUGGCAACAGCGACUUGCAAGCUUUGGAGUCUAGCGGUAAGUUGGACGCUCUUUUGAAGAAGGCUCUUGCUUAG